AUGGACGACUACAUGUUCCAAUGGCACGUGAAGGGCUGCAAGAAUGUCACCGAGGCGACGACGUACCUCGAGAUCUUCAACUACUCGCAAAAGGCGAAGCAUCCAGAGACUUUCACACCGAGCGUCAUCUCAUUCACGGCGCGCGAGUACGAGACGAUGGUGAGGGUGCUCAAGCUGCCGUUCCGAGCGAUAGAGGGCACGAGCGUGGUAGGGCCUUUCUUCUGGUGCGCCUUCGACCAGGACGACGAAGACCCGCACCUGCAGGUCAUCUUCCGCAAGAGCGACGUGCGCAAGAAGGGCCUGACGCGCGGGUGGGAGCUGAUGCUGAGCCACUCGCUGGCGACGGGGGUGACGACGGGCUACGCCAAGGGCACCGAGUCGAGCGACAUGGUGGCGAGCGUGGAGCACCUCAAGGCGUGCGCGCAGCAGGUCGCGCACCCGAUGCUGCUGCCCGUCAUCAUCCUUUCGCACGACCUGAGCGCCAAGAACGACCAGAAGCAGCGCGACGCGCGCGACUGGCUGCGGCGCCUCGAGCACGCCGUCAGCAUGCGCAACGAGAUCCAGGAGGACGAGGGCUACGUCAAGGACGCCGUCAUGGACCUCGACCAGAUCAACAGGGACCUGGUCGAGUGCCACUCGCAGGUGCUGUGGAAGCGGCCCCAGGCGUACCAGGAGAUUGUGCGCGAGAUGGAGAAGGGCAUGGCCCGCUUCAAGGAGAUGCUGCCGCCCGAGAGGGACGUGCCCGAGGUGAACAAGCUGCACCGCAGCAUGAACGCCCGGCUCGAGUUCUACCAGAACAAGCUGAAGGGCAUCGAGAACUAUGCGCAUACGACGCUGGAGCGGCUGACGAUUCAACGAGCUGCGCUUUAUAACAUUAUUGCGCAGAAGGAAUCCAAGCUCAAUCUAGAGAUGGCCGGUGCCCAACGGCGGCUUGCACACGCCAGCAAGCGGGACAGCAACUCGAUGAAGACGCUCUCGCUACUCGGUGCCAUCUUCCUGCCCGCCACCUAUCUAGCGUCUGUGUUCAGCAUGACCUUCUUCAACUUCAGUCCCGAUCCCGGCCAGCCCAUCGUGGCAUCCUCGAUAUGGGUCUACUUCGCCAUCACCGUGCCGAUAACGAUAGUCAUCGUGGUGAUCUGGCGGGUGUGGGACCGGACGCGCGAGCGCCAGUACGCAGAGGAGGACGUCGACCUGGAGGCGGGCAUUGAGAAGAUGGAGCAGCAGAUCAUGGCCAUGAUGCGCAAGCGCACGCUGAGCAAGGUCCGGACGUGGAAUCUGGCGACCAAAACGGAGUGA
Phaeoacremonium minimum UCRPA7 is the source of this 1296-nucleotide messenger RNA. RefSeq lists its product as hypothetical. The record is from RefSeq and is a predicted model, not a curated record. Gene Ontology annotation, biological process: transmembrane transport; metal ion transport. The transcript is spliced from 4 exons. Gene Ontology annotation, molecular function: metal ion transmembrane transporter activity. Gene Ontology annotation, cellular component: membrane. NCBI's taxonomy places the organism in Eukaryota, Fungi, Ascomycota, Sordariomycetes, Togniniales, Togniniaceae. The coding region runs from base 1 to 1296 and encodes 431 amino acids.